GGGCUGCAGAGCCCUGAUGUGACCGUGAGGGUGGGAUGCUCCCCAGGGAAGUUGUGGCCUUCCUCGUGGCUUACGAUCAAAACAAGCAGCUGAUAGGAGAAAAGGGGCUGCUGCCAUGCAAGCUGUACCUGCAGAGUGUCAAAAGAUACUUCAAGGGGAAGGUCGGGCUGGACGCGCUGAGCUUUGCACCCACCAUCAUCUGGUUCCUGGACUGGUCAGACAUGGACGGCCUCUUGGACGGCAUCUCCGUSUGUGGCCUGUUGAUUUCGGCCUUCGUCUUGGUAGCUGGGUGUGCAAACAUGAUCCUCAUGGGCCUCCUGUGGAUUCUCUACCUCUCCCUCGUCAAUGUUGGACAGAUCUGGUAUUCCUUUGGCUGGGAAUCGCAGCUGCUGGAAACGGGAUUCCUGGGGAUCUUCCUGUGCCCGCUGUGGACCCUGUCCCGGGUGCCCAGUUACAGCCCGCCCUCCCGCAUCGUCAUCUGGGGCUUUCGCUGGCUCAUUUUCAGGAUCAUGCUGGGAGCGGGAUUGAUUAAAAUACGAGGAGAUCGCUGCUGGAGAGAGCUGACUUGCAUGGAUUAUCACUACGAGACGCAGCCGGUGCCCAACCCCGUCGCCUACUUCAUGCACCGCUCGCCGUGGUGGUUCCACCGCUUCGAGACCUUGUUCAACCACUUCAUCGAGCUCCUGGUGCCCUUCUUCCUCUUCCUCGGGCGCCGCAUGUGCCUCGUGCACGGCGUCCUGCAGAUCCUCUUCCAGGUGCUGCUGAUCGUGAGCGGCAACCUGAGCUUCCUCAACUGGCUCACCAUGGUGCCCAGCAUCGCGUGCUUCGACGACGCCAGCCUGGCCUUCCUCUUCAGCGCCCGGCCGGGCGGUGCCAAGGAGCGGCUGGCGCGGAUGCAGGGCAGGCGGGCGGCCGGAGAGCGGCUCCCACCGACGCUCGGCUGCUACAUCCGCAGGGUGGUGAACAUCUCCUUCGGGCUCCUCAUCGCGUACCUCAGCGUCCCCGUCGUCCUCAACCUGCUCAACUCCAGACAAGUCAUGAACACGUCCUUCAACCCUCUCCGAAUAGUGAACACCUACGGAGCUUUCGGAAGCAUCACCAAGGAGAGGACAGAGGUCAUCAUCCAGGGAACAUCCAGCGAGGAUCCCAAGGACCCUGCUGCGGUCUGGGAGGAGUACGACUUCAAAUGCAAGCCCGGGGACGUGAGGAGGAGGCCGUGCUUCAUCAGCCCCUACCACUAUCGCCUCGACUGGCUCAUGUGGUUUGCUGCUUUCCAGACCUACGAGCAGAACGAGUGGAUCAUCCACCUGGCAGGAAAACUGCUGGCGCAAGAGGAGUCCGCCCUGUCCCUGCUGGCAACGAACCCCUUCGCGGGCAGAGCAGCUCCACGGUGGAUCCGUGCGGAGCACUUCAAGUACAAGUUCAGCCGGCCGGGAGGCAGGCACGCCGCCGAGGGCAAGUGGUGGAUUCGGAAGAGGAUCGGGCCCUACUUGCCCCCCGUGAGCCUCGAGGGCCUGCGCAAGUUCUACGAGGACCGGCACUGGGCGCACCCCGCGCGGCCCUGACGCACGCCAGCCUCCGUGCCAAGCACCGCGCGCCUCGCUGUGCUUUGCCACCCUUGGUUA
Messenger RNA from Nothoprocta perdicaria, 1625 nucleotides. RefSeq names its product lipase maturation factor 1 (gene LMF1). The record is from RefSeq and is a predicted model, not a curated record. NCBI's taxonomy places the organism in Eukaryota, Metazoa, Chordata, Aves, Tinamiformes, Tinamidae. Gene Ontology annotation, cellular component: endoplasmic reticulum membrane. The coding region runs from base 36 to 1565 and encodes 509 amino acids. Gene Ontology annotation, biological process: protein maturation. The transcript is spliced from 11 exons.